CCAUUGAGAGCGAGCGGAUGGAUAAGCCAGCUCUGACGUCACGGUCACGUAGGAACGCUCGACGGCAUAUCGUCGUACUCCCCGCCUUCUUCCACCAGUAUUCACGUACGCGUUGUCGAUGUUGCGUGAGCGGCAGCUUGGAAUCGUAAAAGACGCAGCCAGAAGCUCGGGGUGCGUGUAUGUGGUGUCGGAAUCGACGUUAACAGAACGCAGGACGCAAACAUGGCAGCGCUGAGGACGGACAAGGGCCUUACUCUCGCUGAAUUCUCCCAAAUCCUCGUCGCUGCCGAUGACACGGUCUUCCACAGUCUCGAGAAUGUCAUCGAUAUCUUCAAGAAGGUUGACCAGACCUUCUGCGAUGACGACACCUGUUUCACCUAUCCAUGCACUUUCGAGUCGACUUGCGUCUGCUGGGCGGCCAGUCGUCAGCAAGGCUGCAAUCGCCUCUUCAACCCUCGAGGCGCCGAGGUCCUUCAAUCGAAGAAGGGCCUGCUUUGCUUCCGAACGAUGGACGUUGACGUGGAGGACUUGGAUUCUCUCGAUGACGUCAAGUACCUAUGUCUGUACCUCUGGUUUCUGCGACAACACAGCUGCGUAUCGGCGGUCUACCUGUCCCUUCCCGUCCUGGCGCCCAGGCACGUCUCCCUGUUCACGUCCCUGCUGAAACUUACUGAUGGCGUGCGGGAAUGUGAGAUCCGAGGCAACGAUCCCUUCAUGGGACCUUCACUUCCCAUGGCUGGAUUAACCGCGCUCAGGUCCCUCUCCAACCUGCGAGAGCUGGGGCUCGCCACGGUUCACUUGACCGACGAUGAAGUCGACAUCCUGGCCCGUCUCGUGGAACGAAAUGAGUCACUCGUAGCCCUCGUGCUCAUCGACGUCGAGAUGAGCGUGGUCGCGUUCCUCGACCUCGUCGUCAAGGUUACCGAACACAAGAAACUGCAGGACUUCCGCGUUAAGAUGAACGCCGUGGAGCACAAUACUAUGUUCGACGAAGCUCUCGGUCUGAUCGGCACGUCGGGGAGCAUCUUGAGGUUGCACGUGCACGUCGACCGUGGUUUGGUGAGUCUGCUGCGGGGCCUUAUCAGCUGCCCGUCGAUUAGUGAGCUCAUCGUGGAGAAUAUGAUCGAGGACGCGCAAGCGCUCAGCGCGCUCGCCAAUUUCCUGGAGAAGCAGCAGUCUUGCAGGUGUUUGAAGGUUUGCAUCGACGCCAAGAAACUGGAACGCGUGGACGGUGCGCUCGACGACAUGCAGCGAAUUGUCGGCAAGAGUUCGCUGGAAGUCCUGGUACUCUCCGGGUCAGUGUUCGCGCCUCUGUCGGUUAGGCGACUCGCCGACGGGCUGGCGAUGAGCAAGACUUUGAAACAGCUCCACUUAGACGAAUGUGAGCUCGCGUGCGCCGACGUGCUACGCUUCGUGACGGCCACUAAAGAGCGCACUAAGCAAGGCAAAUUCGAGGAGCUCAACUUGGGAGCAGUCACUGGCAGUGGCAGCCAGUUGUGUGAUAUGUUCAAGGCCAUGAUAGACGCACACGUCUGCCACAUAAUUACUCUCACAUACAGCGACUGUCUCGUACCAGCCCUGGGAGACUCUCUUCGAAAUAUUCAGAAUGGCAGCAAGUUUACCAAGGUGACCCUCUCCUACGGCGAAGAAACGGAAGUCGAACCUGCCCUUAAAGCGCUGAGGCUCACGGAUAACACACUGAAGAGCCUCUGCAUAGACUCUCCCCGCGAACUCAGCAUCCUGGGCGGCCAGUUUCUGGCUUACCUCAUCCGCAACUGCAAGUCGCUGACUGUUCUCCAGCUGCGGUGCGGCACAAAGGCCAAGGCGGCCAGGCAGAUCCUCAAGGCCAUAGCUCAGUCUAGGAGCAUCGUGGUCCUCGCCAUCGAACGAUGGUGCUAUAAGGACGAAGUGCACCACGACCUCGUGCACCACGACCUCGUCGACAUGCUCGGUCAGAACGAGAGCCUGCACCGGCUCGAGUUCUACCUUCGAGACGUCCAAGAGUACGAGAACUUGAAGCCGCACCUCGUCCAGGGUGUCUCCGUCCACGAGUACCUGACUUCCCUGAAGAUCUACAUCGGCGAGCAGCGCGAAGAGCUUGUCGUGCGUGACCCCGUGCUGCUGGAGCACCUCCGCCGGAACGCCAUCGUGCAGGACUGGACCACGGACAUCAUGCUCAGGGGCUUCUUGGCUCCUGAGGCCGCCGGUGCUGUUGAGGUUCUGGACGCCUGCGAGUCACGUCUUGACCUGCUUCGGCGGACGGGCGCCUUCUCUCCGCGUACUGCCGACAAUCGCCUCCACUUGGCUCGCAUGGCGACCAGGACGAAGUACUACCUCCUGCUCGCUGCAUACCGCGGACACGAAGAAUUUGCUUGGUCGCCUGAUAGCCAAGAACGUUAUCGAAAAAUUCUGUCUUACGUGCGUGACCAAGCGUUAAACAUUAAGGGAAUUCCGCAGGAGCGCACUCCGCCUAGCAACUGUACUGAGUGCGACAUAGGUCGUUACUGAACAUUUUUCACGUGCGUAGGUAAACGGCACCUGCUCAGAUGUUGCAUGAUACCGUAGCUUGUGGACGUUUACAGUCGGCUGGAUGUUGCAUGCCGGUCCUGUUCUGACCAUAUUUCAACACCGAUUUUCCAGUGCUGUGCUCAUUAUUUUGCAGAUGUUAUUUUUAUAUAUUUAUAGGUAGCUUAUCCCGUGCCUCUACGUGUUUUCGGAGGCAUAUUGGCCCGGAAAGGUCAUUGAGAAUAUUUUUGUUGUUCUUAUACAGGGACGGGAUGCGCUAGUUUUGGAGGAUACAUUAUACACGAAU
Messenger RNA from Rhipicephalus sanguineus (brown dog tick), 2812 nucleotides. RefSeq lists its product as uncharacterized. The coding region runs from base 223 to 2508 and encodes 761 amino acids. The record is from RefSeq and is a predicted model, not a curated record. The transcript is spliced from 5 exons. Lineage: Eukaryota; Metazoa; Arthropoda; Arachnida; Ixodida; Ixodidae.